AUGUGCUCACGGGUGCUUGCUCUUGGUCUAGUUGCUACCGGCGUCCUCGUCGCCGCGGGCCCCUGCGACAUAUACGCUUCUGGGGGUACCCCUUGCAUUGCUGCCCAUAGCACUACCCGCGCCCUGUACAGCUCCUAUAACGGGGCCCUCUACCAGGUUCAGCGUGGCUCUGACAAGGCCAAAACCGACAUCAAGCCUCUCUCGGCUGGCGGGGUGGCCAAUGCGGCCGCCCAGGACUCGUUCUGCAACAACACUACCUGCCUCAUCACCAUUAUUUAUGACCAGUCGGGCCGGGGAAACCACCUCACACAGGCGCCCCCUGGCGGCUUCAAAGGCCCGGAGGCGAACGGAUACGACAAUCUGGCCAGCGCCAUUGGCGCACCCGUUACACUAAAUGGCCAAAAGGCCUAUGGCGUCUUCGUUUCCCCCGGCACCGGCUACCGCAACAAUGCUGCCAGCGGCACAGCCAAGGGCGAUGAGCCCGAGGGCAUGUACGCGGUGCUCGACGGGACCCACUACAACCAGUACUGCUGCUUCGAUUACGGUAAUGCCGAAACCAGCAGCCUCGACACGGGCAACGGCCACAUGGAGGCCAUUUACUUUGGCGACUGCACCUCGUGGGGCUCUGGCGCCGGCAGUGGUCCAUGGAUCAUGGCCGAUCUCGAGAACGGGCUGUUCUCUGGCCUCAGCUCCGGCAAGAACACCAACGACCCUCCCAUCUCGUACCGCUUCACCACGGCCGUCGUCAAGGGGAGGCCAAACCAGUGGGCCAUCCGCGGUGCCAACGCCGCGUCUGGCUCGCUGUCGACCUUCUACAGCGGCGUACGUCCCAGCGCCAGCGGUUACAAUCCCAUGAGCAAGGAGGGCGCCAUCAUCCUCGGAAUUGGUGGCGACAACAGCAUCAGCGCCCAGGGCACCUUCUACGAGGGCGCCAUGACCUCGGGGUACCCCUCAGACGCCACCGAAAACGCCGUGCAGGCCAACAUUGUCGCUGCCAAGUACGCCACCACCUCGCUGACCAGCGGUCCGUCCCUCACCGUCGGGUCCUCCGUCUCGCUGCGCGUGACAACCUCCAGCUACACAGACCGGUACCUCGCACACAACAGCUCCUCCGCCAUCAUCACCCAAGCUGUCUCGGCCUCGAGCAGCAGCACCCUCAAGCAGCAGGCCACGUGGAUCGUCCGCACGGGGCUCGGGGGUGGUAACAGCGGCUGCUUUUCGUUCGAGUCGAGGGACACGCCGGGCAGCUACAUGCGCCACUACGACUUUGCGCUCCGGCUGGGCACCAACGACGGCACCAAGCAGUUUGCCGAAGACGCCACCUUCUGCCCGCAGACGGCGCUCAACGGUUUGAGUGCGGACAGUUCAAUUCGGUCCUGGAACUACCCCACACGUUAUGUCAGGCACUAUGCCAAUGUGGCUUAUGUUGCGGGCAACGGUGGCGUGCACAUGUUUGAUGCUGCGGCUUCGUUCAAUGACGACGUGAGCUGGGUUGUUGCCUCGGGAUUUGCUUAG
Molecule: messenger RNA, 1515 nt
Organism: Canariomyces notabilis
Lineage: Eukaryota; Fungi; Ascomycota; Sordariomycetes; Sordariales; Chaetomiaceae
Product: carbohydrate-binding module family 42 protein
Exons: 1
Coding region: 1-1515 (504 amino acids)
Biological process (GO): pectin catabolic process; L-arabinose metabolic process; arabinan metabolic process
Molecular function (GO): alpha-L-arabinofuranosidase activity
Source: RefSeq, a predicted model, not a curated record